UGGCUGGGGCGCCGACGUCGCCAUCGGCGUAUGCAUGCGCGCGGCGCGAGUCGCGCAUGACAAGCGCUGCGAGGUGCUCACGGCCGUCGUGAUCUUGGAGCUCCCGACCGCGGCGACGCCAAGUGCAAAAAAAGGCGGGCUCGCGCUGGUGGCGCCCAGCACCAGGUUCGUCACGAAGGCCGCUGGCGCGACCUGGGCUGACGAGCCGACGUCGGCGGUCGACCUGGGAACCGUCGCGCUGCAGCGUGAUGGCAUGCCGCCAUCGGCAUCCAACGUUGCCAUCUUGCCGCGCUUCGCUGCGGGCGAGAAGGCGCGCCUCCGCGGGCGGCGCCGUGCUGGCAG
Prorocentrum cordatum is the source of this 342-nucleotide messenger RNA. The record is from the annotation of a GenBank genome assembly. NCBI's taxonomy places the organism in Eukaryota, Dinophyceae, Prorocentrales, Prorocentraceae.